Leptopilina heterotoma is the source of this 1518-nucleotide messenger RNA. Its product is annotated as trichohyalin-like. NCBI's taxonomy places the organism in Eukaryota, Metazoa, Arthropoda, Insecta, Hymenoptera, Figitidae. The transcript has a single exon. The coding region runs from base 1 to 1518 and encodes 505 amino acids. The record is from RefSeq and is a predicted model, not a curated record.
AUGAACGAUUUGAUGAUAAGUGAUUUGGAGGCGCUUCAGUCGGUUUCUGGGACUUCCGGAGAGAAACCGAGCGACGCGAGCGCCAUCCAGAGUCCAUCGAAAGAACUCACGAGUGACUUACGAGAUUUAAUAUCUUUUGAGGAAACUGUCGCAGAGGAUAAAGAAGGAACAGGCGAAAUAGGCAAAAAAAGGAGAAGAGGCAGACCGAGAAAAGGAGAAAACGGAAAAGAAGAAACAGGAAUGAAGAAUCUAGAGAAUUAUUGGAAAGGAUUUAGUAGUACAAAGGCCGGAGGUGACAAUGAAAUCGAAGAAGGCAAAGAUAAACAGGUAAAUGAAAACGAAAAACAAAAAGGAGAAGACAAUCCCAAGGUUGUGACCGGGAAUGGCUUGCAAACUGAGGAUGUCAAUUCUAACCAAAGGCAGGAAACUUUUAGCGAAAAAGCUGAUAAUGUAUUUGUAACGACGAAACAAUUAAUAAGAACACCACAGAAAAACAAUAUACAUAACAAGACUACUCAAACAGAUACAAAAUACAAGGCAAAUGAGGAAGGAAAAAAAGAUUGUCCGGAGGAAGAUAGAAGGGAUUGGGAAUCUAAAAUAGAAGAAAAGUGGGAGUCGCGAUUGGCACAAUUGGAAAGUCUUAUGCGAACAGAAUUUGAGACGAUAAGGAAGGACUUGAAGGAGAGAAAAGAAGAAGAAAUUAAAAAACAAAAUUUCCACGAGGAAUUAAAAAGAGAGAAUACAAAAUACCGGGAGGAGAUUAAAAGAUUAUAUAAACUAAUCGAAGACCAAAACGAAGAAUUAACCUGCGUAAAGGAAAUUAUGAGAAAGGAGAGAGAAUACAAAAAUAUAAACAAUAGGCAAACUCUACAGAAAGAUAACUUUCUCGAACAUGAUAGAUCAAAUAUGUCGAAUACAACAGGGCAACAACGUUCACAGACACGACACGAGGAAACAGGAAGAGAAAAUGACUUGAGUAAUCAAUGGGCAGAAUUUGAAAGUGCAAAUCCAACUCCGACAAAUAAUAAUCAACCUAUACAGCUAGGCGAGGAAAACUGGGAAGUAGAGAAGAAGGAAAGGUGGGCGAGGAAGAAAAACAUUAUAGUGAUAGGUCUAACAUUGACAACAAGGGAACGGAAAGAGGAAUUCGAGCGUUGGAUCUUGAAUGUGUUGAAAAUAGAGGUAAGAGUAAACGCUAUGGAAAGAAUUAAAAAUGGUUGGAGAAUUACUUUAGAAGAAUGGACAAAGAAAAGGGAGAUUAUGAGAGAAAAAAGGAAAUUGAAUCGAUUAGGAUGGGGUGUUUGGAUCAUGGAUGAUCUAACAGAUCGACAGAAAGAUAUCCAAGAUUUCCUGGAAGAGGAGGCUGAUAGAUGGAGACAAAGAGGGAAAGAAUCAAAAGUCGUGUAUCAAAUGAUACAAAUAGAAGGCACUUGGCUAAAGUGGGAUGAAUUGGAAGGGGAAUUAAGAUUAUGCCAGGAAAAAGAUGACAGGCGGAACAUGCGGAGAUUUCGAGACUAA